AUGUGCCGUUGGAUUGCUUACUCCGGAUCGCCGGUAUCACUGGACUCGCUGCUGUUCAAGCCCGAGCAUUCGUUGAUCGACCAGAGCCGCCACUCGCGGCGGGGAACGCCUGGGGCGAACCCAGACAAGGACCAUCCGGCGUUCUUUAUGAACGGUGAUGGCGUGGGUGUAGGUUGGUACAGCGGCAGCACCUGGCCCGGGGUGUAUCGCGACAUUCAGCCAGCCUGGAACGACCGCAAUCUGCAGAACGUGGCCGAGCACACAACCAGCGGUUUGUUUCUGGCCCACAUCCGCGCUUCCAGCGGCAGCGCCAUCCAGCAAACCAACUGUCACCCGUUUCGGCACGAUCGCUGGUUGUUUCAGCACAACGGUGAGAUCAACAACUUCCCCCGGCUCAAACGGGCGAUCGACUUGGAAAUCGAACCAGAGUUGUACCCGUUGAUGGAAGGUUCGACCGACUCCGAGCGGAUGUUCUUCCUCGCCCUGACUUACGGGCUGAUGGACAACCCACGUGCGGCGUUGCAGAAGAUGGUCGCUCACAUCGAGAAGAUCGCCCAGGCCGAAAGCGUCCCGGCUCCACUGGUCAUGACCCUGGCGAUCAGCAAUGGCGAGCAACUCUUUGUCGUGCGUUACGCCUCGCCCGGCAACCCACCGCCCUCGUUGUACCACAACCGCAGCGCGCACGCCAUUCGCGAGAUCGACGGCCGCAACGAACAACUUCCCGACGACGCCCUGAUUGUGCUUUCAGAACCCAUCGACGAAGUGAGCGAGCACUGGGAAGAGGUGCCGGAGGUUGAUCAGCCCUUGGGCCAUCGCCGUGGCUACGCCAUGUCCUUCGUGCUCGGGGAACGUGAAGUACGCAAUCUCAACCGCCCCGUUUGCCGGGGGCGACUUGAAGGCACAAGUUCCCUGCACGUUUCCGUCAGCGGUGGCCAUGUAGCUGACCCAGGGUCGUUGGAAUCCCGUCUUUUGGUACAGCGACUUGGUCGCAACGACCACUUCGCGUAA
Molecule: messenger RNA, 1008 nt
Organism: Cladocopium goreaui
Lineage: Eukaryota; Dinophyceae; Suessiales; Symbiodiniaceae
Source: the annotation of a GenBank genome assembly